Molecule: messenger RNA, 3770 nt
Organism: Sardina pilchardus (European sardine)
Lineage: Eukaryota; Metazoa; Chordata; Actinopteri; Clupeiformes; Clupeidae
Product: basic helix-loop-helix ARNT-like protein 2
Exons: 18
Coding region: 296-2179 (627 amino acids)
Biological process (GO): regulation of transcription by RNA polymerase II
Cellular component (GO): aryl hydrocarbon receptor complex; nucleus; transcription regulator complex
Molecular function (GO): DNA-binding transcription factor activity, RNA polymerase II-specific; protein dimerization activity; RNA polymerase II cis-regulatory region sequence-specific DNA binding
Source: RefSeq, a predicted model, not a curated record
GCACUGCGGUUCUGGUCCCCGGCAGACCGGCUCUGGCCAUGUCGGCAGGGAAAGCGACGGCCUGCAGCGAUGAAGGAGCGACAGGAGAGCACAAAGUGUGCUUUUCUGUCCCCAUUCUCUCCCGUGUGACCCCCUCCAAUAUUUUCAUGAACCUGCAUUGGGGCUUCUGGGGAGUCUUGGGUCAGUCCAGGAGGGCGAGGAGUAGCGCGCGCGCGCCUCCCUCAGAUAUACACAAGGAGAGGGCCGUUCUUCCUCGGAGGCUCGCGUGCGAAUUCCCGUUUCCCUGCCCAGCAUCAUGACGUGGACCACCACCCGCAGUGUGUGGUCGGAGCCCGUGGCCUCUUCCUCUUCCUCGUCCUCCUUCUCCUGCACUGACUUCCCGCGGAAGCGGAAGGGCAAGGGCAAGAGCCUAGGAAGCACCAUGUCCGGGUCCUCCCUGCACCAGGUGCCUCUGUCUUCAAGGAUGAGCAUAGAUGCUGAGACAUUUAGUGACCCGGAGAGCAGGUCAGAGGGGGAGGAUCAGCAAAUCAAAAUGAAAUGCUUCAGUAGAGAACCUCACAGCCAGAUCGAGAAGCGGCGGCGAGACAAGAUGAACAACCUCAUCGACGAGCUGUCCACCAUGGUACCCGCCUGCAACCCCUUAGCCCGUAAGCUGGACAAGCUGACCGUCCUCCGCAUGGCCGUGCAACACCUUAAGUCUCUUAAAGGGGCCUCAAGUUCUUUUUCUGAAGCCCAUCCUAAGCCUUCCUUUCUGCCUGAAGACGAACUCAAACAGUUAUUACUAAGAGCAGCCGACGGCUUCCUCUUUGUGGUGAGCUGCACCAGGGGAAAGAUCGUCUUCGUCUCAGAGUCCAUCUCCAAUAUACUUCACUAUAAUCGGAUGGAGCUGAUUGGACAGAGUCUGUUUGAUUACCUUCAUCCUAAAGAUGUCAGCAAGGUGAAGGAGCAGCUGUCCGCCUCCGAGCUCUAUCCCCGUGAGCGCCUCAUCGACACUAAAACGGGGGUGCAGGUGCCCUCAGACGUGCCGUCGGACGCCAACAUCGGCACGGGCGCCCGGCGCUCCUUCUUCUGCCGCAUGAAGCAGAGCCGCGCGGCCAAGUCAGGGAAGAACACGCCCCACUCGUCCUCCUCCAGGAAGAAAGAGUCCCAGCGGUACUGCACGGUCCACUGCACGGGCUACAUGCGCAGCUGGUCCACUCAGCAGAUGGACACGGAGAGCGAGGUGGACGUGGACCGGGAGAGCUCGCACCUCACCUGCCUGGUGGCCGUGGGACGCAUCCACCCCCACGCCCCCCCAGAGGAGCCCAGCCAAGUCUCCGUCAAGCCUACUGAGUUUGUCACCCGCUAUGCCAUCGACGGAAAGUUUACCUUUGUAGACCAAAGGGCCACUACUAUCAUAGGAUAUUUGCCUCAGGAACUUCUGGGAACGUCUUGUUAUGAGUAUUUCCACCAAGAGGACUUAGCACAUUUGGCUGAAAGCCACAAAAAAGUCCUCCACAGCAAAGAGAAGAUCAUGACAAACUGCUACAAGUUCAAGACAAAACAGGGCUCCUUUGUUACUCUCCAAAGCCAGUGGUUUAGUUUUAUAAAUCCAUGGACCAAAGAGUUGGAGUUCAUUGUGUCAACAAAUAAAGUGGUGUCGGGAAACAGUGAAAAAGGAGUGGAGAGAGAAGAGCUCCAGGAUUCCAGGACACUUGAAGCCUCAACAGAGGCCAAGCACUUAUCUCCCGCUAUUCCUGGAAUCAGCAGUGUCUCGGGCACUAUGAUCUAUGCUGGAAGCAUUGGGACUCAAAUUGCCAACGAGCUGCUGGACUUCAACAGGAUGAACUCUCCCUCCAGUGGGACUCCCAGCCCCUUCUGUUUACUCCCGGAGAAGUCUCCGCUAGCGCCCUCGCAGCCCGGCAGCGUGCCAAACCGAGAGGAUGAUGGCGAGCAGCCUGGGAAGUCUCAAGCGGGGCCAAGCCAGGGACCCAGUGCAGUUUCCUUCCCAGGAGGCGAAGCUUCCACCAUCACAGACGAGAGCUCCCAGCUGGACCUUGGGAGUGUGGGCGAGCCCAGUGGCCUCGGCCUCGGCCUCAGCAGCGACGAGGCAGCCAUGGCGGUCAUCAUGAGCAUUCUGGAGACGGACACUAACCUGAGUGAAACCGUGGACUUUGAUGAGUUGCACUGGAAUAUGUGACAGGAAAAAAAAAAGACAACACCGCGCAUCUUACUCCUCUCUGGCAGUUUUCUCUCCUCCGUCCUCUCCCUCUCUCUGUCUCUCUUUCUUCCUCAGUCGGUACACACUGAGGACUCCACGACAGCAAACAAGAGAGGAAUAAUCCCUGACUACAGGCUUUUCCCCUUCUCUGAUUCUAACAUCCCACAAUGCCUUGAAGCACUUGCAGUAAGCGUGUAGGGCUGCACAACUUCUGAAGUCUGCAACCCAAAAGAAAUGGGUUUGCUCUUUUAUCACUGAGAAGGGCACCCUACAGUAUGUGUGUCAGGUAUUUAUAGGUGUCAAUGAAUGUUAUUUCAUCCUGCGCAUAUGCAGCUGCUUAAUUAUCCAGAUUCCCUUUAGAUGUAAAGUGAUUCUUCCCCUUUUUGUUUAACAAUGGGAUAGGUGAGGGAGGUGGACAGUUAUGGAAAAUCUGAUGACUUGAAUAGUGUGACGUCUGUGUUUGUGUAUGUAUGUAUUGUUUUUUUUUUAGUGUUUUGUUACGUGGUGGUAGCCUGUCUGUAACCUCCGUACGAAAUCCAGCAAAGAUGGGAAAGCUGUGCUGCGCCACGUGUCUUGGCCAGGCACUUGGGAGGUGCAGCAGAGAAUGUUCUGGCAUUUCAAACACGAGUAGGAGAGUAGCAGGACACCUCUUUGAACACUAGAGCCACCGCUGACUGUGGGACUGACUCUGGAGUAGCCUGCUAGAGCACCUGGAUUCUUGGGCCAUAUCAUAAGUCAAGUACUGUAGACUGACAAUUGACAACGGUUUCCAUGACAAUGCGUUAUUUUUACUGAGGAAAUUUAAUUUAUUACAUGUUCAUUCUCUUUGUGAUUUCCCACCCUCUUUUUUUCUGAUGCUUGUACCUAUGUCAACAGGUGAGCACUAGCCUACUGAGAAAAAAACAAUCCCAGUCAAUCUGAGCAGCAGUCAAUCCUCAGCAACUGAUCUGAGAUCAGUUGCCAGGACAGAACGGACUUACCCCAAAUCAGAGAGACUGAAACUCACUUUGGAAACCCGCUCUGGUCAGAGCCCAACAUGGGCCUGUUUAUCUGUGUUUAUUGUUUAUUUGUUACAGACUGUCGUUUCAGACCGCAAAUCUUCUGUGACGUCCACCAUUGCUUUUUUCUGUAAAGGCAUUGUUUACCGCCUUGUAUGAAUGCGUACUGUAGGAGCAGACACUAGACAACACAAGACACUCAACACAAGAGGGUGUCAACUCUGGUGCAGACGUGCCUUGGGACUUUUUUCAUUUCCCCGACUACAAGAGCUUGAAAUGCUUUUAUGCGUACCGAUCUGUCUGUGUCCAAGUGAUUGAAGAUGACCGGAUUGAGGAUGUCCGAACACUUGAAUGCACCGGCAAAAACAAACAAACAUUCAUUUAACUUUUUUUUUUGUCGUCUGAGUAAGGGUCUACAUACCAAAAAGAACUUGUCAAAGGAAAUAUUGUUAAAUGCUGUCAGUGCUGAACAAUCAACUGUUCACAGUAAGUCUAAAUGUGAAAUUUGUCAAGUGAAUAAUUCAUCUGUGCUGCUUACGCAAAUUUAUUCUGACAUAAAAUUAGAUCCUUGA